Molecule: messenger RNA, 6162 nt
Organism: Armigeres subalbatus
Lineage: Eukaryota; Metazoa; Arthropoda; Insecta; Diptera; Culicidae
Gene: jus
Product: multiple epidermal growth factor-like domains protein 10
Exons: 9
Coding region: 1475-2860 (461 amino acids)
Source: RefSeq, a predicted model, not a curated record
AGUCGGUUAGUUCUAUUUAUUAUUUCGGUUAUUGCAGACACGCGGGCGGGUUUGUGUAGUUUCCACGCUGCGAAGACCUGCAUUACGAUUCGCACAUACAGAGCCAUUGCAAGCCAAUCAGUCCAUAUUCUGUCGCCAAGCCGAACAUCAAAUGUGUCAUCGACCCAACCACAAUUGCAGGGUCCUAAGAAGGCCUACAGUCAGGCGAUUUUAGUUCCGUCAAAGUUGCAAAAAAUAGAGCCACAUUCCGGAAGUUACUAUUGUUCGGGUCCAUUCAUUUUUCCUCUGUUCGCCGCCGCCGUCGGUUUUAGAUUUUCGCCGUGUGUUGGUUCGAUGGUAGUUCGGUUCCCGAUUUGUACGAUUUAGUUUAGUCGAAGAUAUUUUGUACGUUUGUUUGGAGCUAAGAGUGCAGUUGCAGUUGCUGGAAUAGCGCAGAAUUUUUUGCCCAGUGCCCACCACAGUACGAAUAGUUUCAACCCCAAUGUGCUUCGGGUGCGUUCUAGCAGAGUGAGUCACACUAUUACUUGGCAAAAAUGCGUUUCGAACUUUUUGCACCGUAUUCUGCCAGCAACCGACUUUUGGAUUUGAAGUUUGAUCGUUAAGUCCUUUGAGGCGUAUAGGUUGCAGCGAGAGAAUUUGGUGAGAGUAGAUUUAUUUGUUGUUUUCGGUUAAUUUCCUGCGUUUUCGGUGUAGUUCCGUGCUGGUGGCCCAGUUUUUUUUUUAGUCUAGGUGAAAAGCAGUGCUUGAAAUCGAUACAACAUCAUUCCAAGGAAGAGCAGGAAGUGCCAGGCAGCGACGAAACCGUCUAGUGGCGUUGAAGAAGCAAACAAAAGUAGUGUUACCCAAAAGAGGGCGCUGGCACCUGACCUCCCAAUCACAUCGAUGUUUAUGUGGCACGGCAGCCGCGUGUAUAGUGUGUGAUAAGUUUUUGGUGCGAUUUUUGUUUCAUUUUACCACUCCAACCACUCGUUUGUUCAGUUCAGUCCCGUUCGGUGUCAACAAGAAAUAAGUGGAAAUACAAACGCGUGUGUGAGUGCUGCAACCGAGAGUGGUGCGCCAGGAUGACGACAGUGCCGCAGUGCCAUUGUUGCUGCUGCUGCUAGGGAAACGGCAACCGCCCAGUGAGGUUUGAUUCGAUCCCUAAUCCAACGACCACGACUACGAUUUCCGUAAACACACGCCAGCCAACGCGGAGCCGAACAGGCCACCACCAGUUGGGAACCUGUGAUUAGUAGUCGCCGGUCGCGAAUCAGUCGGAGACAAAGGCGGGACCACCCAUCGAGCAGUGAAAAAUAACAACGUCUGUCGGAGACGGAAGCUUUUAAAUUCCCCUCGGGGGGGUUCGUACGGUCGACGUCGCUCAGCAUCGCGCUCGUCCAGAGGCCGGUGACUUAAAUUGCGAAUCCGCUUACCCCACUGCAGCCUCACGACGACAACGACGACGGCCAAUGGAUGAGGAACUGGAGAGUACGCUAUGAGUAGUCGAGGGCCUUCGAGGCCCCACAUAGAAAGUGCAAGAGCAGCAGCAGCAGCAGCAACAUCCCGCCGCAAGAUGGCAGCAGUAGGUUUAAGCAAGAGUGGCAACAGCAGCAGUGGUAGCGCAUUGAUAUCAAACAGAGUGGCGAUGGCGACAUCCUUGAGCAGGAGCGGACCGACCAGAAGAAACAACACCAAUAACGGGAUGGCCAUGAGUUCGUCGUUUCGUGCUGUGCGGUCGGGUACUAUGUUCAGCUUCCAAUUUCCACUGGUGGCGAUCUUGGCGGGAAUGAUUGCCUUUGGAGUUUGCGGCGUCUGGGCAGAAGAAGCAGAACCAUUCGAACCAGCAGACCGUAUUCUACUGUACGGUGAUAAGUGCGACGAUUCCGGCGUAUGUAGUUUUCCCGGAGGGCUCUGCCAUCCGGAUGAACAUGUGUGUCGCUGCGAACCUGAGCUACCGGUGACCAAUAACAUCAAUAAGUGCGGGAAAGCGGCAUCGCUGAACGAGGAGUGCCUUUUCAACGAACAGUGCGAGAUUACGUACAGUCGGCUUGGAUGCAAAGAGGGACGCUGUCGGUGUCAGUUCGAAUGGGAACCGAUUCACAUGACAAACGGGACACUGGAAUGCAUCGAUCCUGCAGGCCGAGGCACACUUAUGUUUGGUGAUAAAUGCGAAAGCACCACUGACUGUGGCUUCGCCGGGUCCGUUUGCGACUCCGGCACGCGCACAUGCCAGUGUACUUCCGAUUUACCAGCAACGAACCACCUCGACAAGUGCGGCAAAAAGGCCCAGGUGAACGAAAGCUGCUUCUUCACGGAACAAUGCGAACAAAUGACCGAGCAAACCGAGUGCCGCGACGGACGAUGCAUAUGCCGGUUCGAGAUGAAUCCCAUCUUCAAGCCGGACGGAACGGUCGAGUGUCGAGCUACCAUGAACAAACCUAUUGAGCCGGAAAAGUACAUCGACCCGGCCAUGAUCGGCGUGCUGGUGGCGAUGGCCGUCAUGUUCAUCAUCAUCUGUGUCGUCCUGCGGCUGUUUAGCAAGGCCCGCUGGCGUGACAACCGGACCAUCUUCAACACCCCGAACCCCCGGCUGAUGAACGUGUCGCUGCUGCGGGACAACAAACUGCUUCACGGCCAGGAACGCCGCGGCUCACGCAUGUCGGUGCGGCUUCCGUCGCGGCAACCCAGCAUGGCAUCGCUACGUCCGCACUCGCCCAAUGCGUCGCUAGGUAAGCUAGGUUCCCGUCGUGGCUCCCGGGGAAGCAGCAACGCAUCGGCCACCUCGACCCGCUCCAACCGUUCACAGCAUGCCAAAGACAACGGAACAGCCCAUCACCAGAACGAAAGUGUGACCGUCGAAAUCUCUGAGGUUCGAUCUUAAGCACGCAGGAGCUUCAUAUCUGCGGCGUCGACAGCACCACUAUGACGGACGGCAGUUGUUAGGGACCAUUAAAACGAGAAAUAAAACCAAAUGAUUCUAUAUAUGUAUUUGCUAGAAAUGAGAAAGCGGAAGCUACAGUAAAAUGAGUUUCAUAUAAGUGAAAUGGAUUUUUAGACAAAACUACUUCUAGGCAAGAUCUCCUCUGAUCAGGUUGAAGAGGAGAGGAAAACUAAAGUGAUCUUUUCUAUAGAUUAAAACUCACCUAAACCAGAACUAUAAGAAAACCGUUGCUUACUGAAACUCGGAAACCGGAAGGAACAACCGCAAAAGCAAUUAUCUCUGAAGAAUUUUUAAAAGAAAAAAUGAACACAUGUUAGACUACCGCUAGCUAUACUUCUGUAGAAAAUCGUGUCAUUUCCAAGCGAUCAGUAGAGAAAGGCAUCUUCCAAACGCCAUGCAUUAGUUGUCGCCAUUCUAAGGAAAGCUUUCCCUUACGGUAGUGAUAAAGAAUAUAAAAAGAUAAUGUAGGAAAAAUGCGCGACGGACGCGAAGAAUCAUCGUCAUAUCCCAUAGCAACGCGCAAAAGUGUUUUCACACAUCAAUUCCAGUUCAGUGGAAGAUGAAAUGGUAGUAGUACUAGAAGAAAGUAGUAGAGCUGAAUUUUACCUUACUAGAAAACGAUAGUUGAAGCAUAUGGAAACCAUGAAUUAUUAUGAGUUUUGAAAAUCUAGUUGACGAUAUUGCAAUAAUUGUCAGUCUACCAGAGAGAGUAAAUAAAACUGUAGCGCCAUCUUGAAUAAUUGCAUUUUCCAGAUCGAUGUUUAGUCGUACUAACAAUAGGCAGCCGCUAAAAUUUUCAAGCACUGCAUAUGUCAAAUUCUUAAUUACCUGUGCUGUUUUUGCAUGGUUUGCGUAGCGAAUAAGUGAAUUAUAAUUAAACGCGCAUGAAAAUAAAUGACAAUCUAAUUGUGACGGAUGUAGCCGUAAGUGAACAUAAAAAUUCGUUUGAUUUUUGACGUGUAACAGUAGCGGCUAGCUUUGACUUCCGAUCACUAGGUUGAAUCACAAUUUUUAAUAACCGAACAUAAACGAAACGAGUGAAGUUGAAAAGGUAAAAAAAUGAGAUAUAUGAUUCAUAGCACCAAGAUAUUACUUAUUUUUUUCAACAAUUGAGCGAUACCAAAGUAGGAGAUGACAAAAAAUAUUAGAAAAAUAUGAACAACAUAUGACUGCUUUACAACCUUAGAAUCAAAGUAUGAAAACAGACGCGUAGAGUUGAAAUUAAAAUAAAAUCUAGUACUAAAGUUUUAAGAUUGAAUACUGUCAGGAAAGUAAUUGCGACGGAAAAAGCGAACAAAUGUUCGAUUAAAAGUGUUAUUUUUUGCAGAAAACUUUAUCUGGGCUUUUACUUUUAUUUAUAAUUAAAGGAUUUAAAAGUACAUAAAAAUGUUUGCAAUGUGGAGCGCAUGUGAUAUUACGUAAAAAAAAUCUUACAAAUAAUCCCCAUUGAAACCAUCCAAAUAAAAGCAAAAAAAUAAUAAAGCAACAUUGAACUGGACCACAUUGACCCUAGCGCCAUCUCUGGAAUGUUUCUGUAAAAAUAGGGGAAGAUUUUUGGAGAAAUAUUUCGAACUUUGCUGCUUUCGUUUGGUCCAGAUUUUCACAGCAGGCGUUGCGUUCACAUUGACACUGUUUAAAUUUCACGCACAUCGAAGCUAUCACCAUAAUAUAACUAGAUCAGAACAAAUAAACGCAAACGUUUAAUUUUAAGCAUGAAAUGAUUGCUAAUACUAAAUGAGAGAACCACGAUUAUGCUACAAGCUCGAUUUUACGAUGUUGCAUUUACCCUAACCCAGCUUUAUUUUUCAAAUCGUUACUCCUAAGGACACAUCGCAAAAGGGAUUUUCUUCAGUUUCUUGAUAACUAAUCGACCAAAAGAAAAAAUGCUUUAAACAAUGUAUUUGAAGACAGAACAGGAGUUUUGAAUUAGAGCCAACUCGGAAAAACUUGUAACAAUUUAACCACACCACUGCAUAUAAUAACCUACAGAAAAAAUAAAAUGAUCCGACAGAAAAGAGACUAAUGGAAAUCCGCAAGCAUAGACUAGGAAAUGGAACAAUUUGUUAGCAAAAUCCGCAAUUUAGAUGUUGACAUACCCCCUUUUUGAAACAUGAUGAAUUCUUCCUUCUUCGAAAUCCUUCUAAUUUCUAACAAACUUAGACAUCUAGAAAAUGUAGUAAAAAGAAGUUAAAACUAUAAACAUACAUAAUAUAGACAUAAUCUUUUAGCGGUAGAGAGAAAAACGUGAAUCGCAUUUAUAGCGACAGAAAUUAGAAUAGCUUCAGAUAACGGAAAAGUAAAAAAUACUAACAAGUCAUAUAAGAAUUGGUCGAAACCACGGGUUUAAAACGUUUGAAUUUUGGAAUUUGGGGAAGAAUUUCAAAAUUAACACGUUUUGCUCAAUCGAAUAUUUACAUAGAAAAAAAUAGCGAUAGUGCUGAGUGGAGAAAAUAUUGAAAUUAAUAAAUCAUACAUUUAUUCAUUGACUUGAUUGUCACUCACUUAUAUACAGCUAUAUGAUGAAAGUCAGCCUCAUAUGCUCACAUACACACAUUCACUUAUAUGAUAUUCAAAGUAUUCAAUAGAGAUUAAAAAAAAUAAAAUAGUAGUAGGCGGAACUGAAAAAAUCAAAUCAAACCAAAAACACACAAAAAACGAAUGUGAAUGCGAAAAACUCUUAUUUAUUAUCUACUAUAACUAGGGCUACUACAAGAAAUAUCGCUAGAUGAAAGAAUUGCGCUAUCAAACUAUUUUCUAUGAUUAUUAUAAAACGAUAAAAAAAAACAAAACAAACGUGAAUUUAAGGAUCUUAAGACUAUUCUUGUUCUCUUAUUCUAUUUAUUAAGAUAAAAAACAAGCAAAAUGAAAAAAAACAGGAGCUACUCUCUACUCUGGAGGUUUAUUUUUUAUGAAUUACACAAUAAAACGCAGUCACAUACACAAAGAACACUAUAAUACAAACACAUAUUUAAGAAUGCUGCUGAAAUAAAAAUCAUAAGUACUAACUAUACGAUGCAGCGGAAAAAGCCGAUAAAGCGGCGAAGGAAGAUAAAUUCAGCGCAUGCAAAGCAAAUACCACGAGAAUACACAAACACUACUAUUCAUAACAGUACGAAUUCAAACAAGAGAAGAAAAGAGUACAGAAUAAAAUAUAUACCUAGCUAAGAUGUAUCACUUUACAGAACUUAAAACUUUUAUUAAAAACAUAUUUACUUUACAUAAACUAAAGAUAAAACACGACA